AUGGCUGCCUGGUUGUCAAAACUUUUUGGAAGAAUAAAAAACAGAAGCAUAAUUGUUACUGGAUUAGAUGGUUCAGGUAAAACUUCUAUUCGUUAUAAACUAUUGUUAGGUAAGUUUGCUAUGAAUAUCCCAACCAUUGGGUUUGGGGUUGAAUCAUUUGAAUAUAAUGAUAUUUGUUUUAGCCUUUGGGAAGUUAAAGAAAAAGAUAAAACCAAACCUUUAUGGAAAGACUACUAUACCUAUUCUGAUGGAAUUAUAUUUGUUAUUGAUUCAACUAAUACCAAAGACCAAUUAGUACAAGCAAAAAACCUUCUUAAUCAAAUACUUAAAUUUAAAGAAUUAGAAGGAAUUCCUUUAUUAAUAUAUAUAAAUAAAUAUGAUUUACUUCAAGACAAAAAUGUGGCUGAUAUUACCAACCAGUUAGGAUUAAACCAAAUUAAAGGAAGAGAAUGGUAUUGUCAGUCAUCUUGUGCAAUCAAUGGAGAUGGUCUUUAUGAAGGUCUUGAUUGGCUUUCUUCAAAAAUCAAUUGA
This is a messenger RNA of Entamoeba nuttalli P19, 531 nucleotides long. RefSeq names its product ADP-ribosylation factor, putative. The transcript has a single exon. Gene Ontology annotation, molecular function: GTP binding; GTPase activity. The record is from RefSeq and is a predicted model, not a curated record. Gene Ontology annotation, biological process: vesicle-mediated transport; intracellular protein transport. Gene Ontology annotation, cellular component: cytoplasm. Bases 1 to 531 code for a protein of 176 amino acids. NCBI's taxonomy places the organism in Eukaryota, Evosea, Mastigamoebida, Endamoebidae.